GUUUCAGGCGACUUGGAACCCAAAGUUUCUCCGGAAAAAUUCACACUAUAUGACUUUAAAUUUUGUCCGUAUUGUCAGCGUGUCCGCUACACACUCGAUUACCACCAGAUUCCGUAUGAUCGUGUGAUGGUGAACCUCAUCAGCAAGCCUGAUUGGUAUUAUCGGUUGCAUCCCGACGGCAAAGUGCCUCUGCUACGCUUCCAGGACGAACGUCUAAUUGAAUCGGACCUGGUGAUGCUCUACGUUGACCAGUUUAAUGGAAAACCGGAAACGAGUCUGCUAAAUGUUUGUGGCGAAGAGGCAUUUAAGGAGGCACUAGCUCUUUCUGCUGCAGUGGGCGUGAUUAAAGGUGAUAAACGAAUGAAUGGGUCCAGUUUCUUUAUUGGUAGUGAUAGUGUGCAAAUGGCGUAUUGCAACUGUUCACUGCCAGUACCAAACCCUAGGUUACCAUUGGGAUUACUUGAGUGCUGA
Molecule: messenger RNA, 471 nt
Organism: Mesocestoides corti
Lineage: Eukaryota; Metazoa; Platyhelminthes; Cestoda; Cyclophyllidea; Mesocestoididae
Source: the annotation of a GenBank genome assembly